CAGCUGAUUUCGGAAAGGCCGUUCUCGGAGCUGUCAGACUGUUGUCUGCCAUAUUUGUGAUUAUUUAGGUUUGUUUGCUUUGUUUUGGCUUCGCUCGUUGGACUUAUCAAUCCUUCGUGUCUUUUAUGGUAAACCUUUGACAUCGUAGAAGAAUUUCGGGUCAGAAUCAAAAAUGUCUGCGGGACCCUACAAUUAUGAGUACAUCUUUAAAUACAUCAUUAUCGGAGAUAUGGGUGUUGGGAAAUCAUGCUUGCUUCAUCAGUUCACGGACAAAAAAUUCAUGGCAGAUUGCCCUCACACAAUAGGAGUAGAAUUUGGCACAAGGAUAAUAGAUGUUGCUGGCCAGAAAGUCAAAUUACAAAUUUGGGACACUGCAGGUCAAGAAAGAUUUCGUGCAGUCACUAGGUCUUAUUAUCGUGGUGCUGCUGGUGCUUUAAUGGUAUAUGACAUCACACGGAGGUCGACGUACAACCAUUUAAGCAGCUGGCUGACAGAUACUCGCACCCUCACCAAUCCAAGCACUGUUAUAUUUCUAAUCGGUAACAAGUGCGACCUGGAUUCAGCAGAUGGCUCUCAGCGUGAUGUAACAUAUGAAGAAGCAAAGCAGUUUGCGGAUGAAAAUGGACUGAUGUUUGUUGAAGCCAGCGCUAAAACGGGCGACAACGUAGAGGAAGCAUUCUUGGAAACAGCUAAGAAAAUAUAUCAAAGUAUUCAAGAUGGAAGAUUGGAUCUGAACGCAGCAGAGUCGGGUGUUCAACAUAAACCACCCCAGCUUGGCAGCGACUUCACACCGAAUAAAGACCCCUGUUCUUGUUAGUUUUUAUAACCAUGCAUUAUGUUUAUUAUUAAGUGAUAAUUGAAACCAGUGGUAAAGAAGGAACUUCAACAUGAAAAACAACUCGCUUCCAUAAGGUCGCUCGCUUUUGCAUCAAUAAGCUUUGAAAACUGAAUUGAAACGGAAAAUCUCAUCUCCUUUACUUGUAAAAGGUUAGGGAAUUCUCAUUUGUGAUUUCAUUAACCUCCAAAUAACUAUCAUCAUCUUGUAAAACCCGUGCUUGCGGAAGAACAUGAGAUAAAAAUUGAGAAGUGUUAGUAACCAAUUCUCUGUUUUGUACAAUUGCUUAUGAUGAAAUGGAAUCCAUUGAAAUGUUAAUAUUAUUGUAUAUUUUUGUAACUGUAGUGGAUUUUUCCCUUCCUUCAUCAAUUUCCACCUUUAAUUUUGACCAUCCUAUUCAUUCGAUAUGUAAUUUGUAUUUUAACUGUGUUAUAUAUUUACAAUUGCUGAUUUAUUUGCCACAAUUCUUAUUUUAAUAUUGUUAUCUUUUCUCCCAACUUUUUUAAAAUUAUUUUUUUUAUUAUUUUUUUCUUUUGUUUGUUUAUUAAUAUCUUUUCUCCUUUUUUACUUUACCCAUUCAAGUUUUUGUUGUGGCUGUACAGUAAUAAGAAGUUAUAGAAAAUUUGAAUGUUUAUGUGUUUCUGGCAACAUUGAAUCUGUGCCAUGAGGAGACCCUUUGUUCUGUAACACCGUACAUCGUUAACCGUUCUAUUAUUUUAACCUUCUUUUAAAGCCUCAUUGUACCCUGUCAAUUCAAAAACUAGUUGAAAAAGUGGGUGUAUUUAAAUGCCAUUCCAUCGCCGUAAUAGAUAUUUUAGUGCAAUUUGUCAACUAUUUUAAUUGUCUUUUUAAUCCAGAACCUAUCAUUUAAAUGGUGGGUCAACAUUUUUUUUCUUUUUUUAAUUUUUAUUCGUAACAUUCUUUUUCUGAACUACCUAUUAAACAUUCUCUUUUACAGUC
Messenger RNA from Bemisia tabaci, 1795 nucleotides. It is a transcript of the gene Rab14, whose product is annotated as RAS oncogene family member Rab14. Gene Ontology annotation, biological process: defense response to bacterium; endocytic recycling; Golgi to endosome transport. Gene Ontology annotation, molecular function: GTPase activity; GTP binding. The record is from RefSeq and is a predicted model, not a curated record. Gene Ontology annotation, cellular component: phagocytic vesicle; trans-Golgi network; recycling endosome. Lineage: Eukaryota; Metazoa; Arthropoda; Insecta; Hemiptera; Aleyrodidae.